CCCUGUCUCACAGAUGAUGCGGAGCGGGUUCGGCACGUGAAUAUUAAGCGUGCAUCACCAUUUGCUGAGGGAACAAUGAAUUUGCAGCGGUUAUUGACAGCAGCCCGUGUCAGCUGCCAUCCCUGGGCGUGUGGCGGGCGGUGACACAGACCGUCGCUUGUGCUGCUGCUGCCGCUCGUUCGCUCGCGGUCUCAGUAGCGAGGAGCGGGGCCGGUGCCAGUGCGCGUAUCGCUGUCGGUGCGUCUGUCGGUGCCGGUGUCCGUCUGUCGGUGCGGGUGCGGCGGUGCCGGAGCCGCCCCGGGGCGGUGCCCGCCUCUCCCGAGCCUGCGCGGCGGCGGCGGCGGCCAUGGAGGUGCAGGUGGCCCCGCUGCGGGCCUGGGACGAUUUCUUCCCCGGCUCGGACCGCUUCGCCCUGCCCGACCUCAAGGACAUCUCGAAAUGGAACAACCGCGUGGUCAGCAACCUGCUCUACUACCAGACCAACUACCUGAUGGUGGCCGCCGCGCUCAUCUCCAUCGUGGGAUUUCUGAGUCCCCUGAACAUGGUCAUUGGUGGUACCGUGGUGGUGCUGGUGUUCCUGGGGUUUGUGUGGAUGUCUCACAACAAGGAUAUUCUCCGCAAGCUGAAGAAGCAGUAUCCAACCACGUUUGUGGUGGCCAUCAUGCUGUCUAGCUACUUCUUGAUCUCCUACCUGGGAGAUGUCAUGGUGUUCAUGUUUGGGAUCACACUUCCUCUCCUCUUGAUGUUUGUCCAUGCUUCUCUGAGGCUCCGGAACAUACAGAACAAGCUACAGAACAAGAUGGAGGGAAUAGGCUUGAAGAAGACCCCAAUGGGCAUCAUCCUGGAUGCUCUAGAACAGCAGGAGGAUAGCAUCAACAAAAUCGCUGACUACAUAUCUAAAGUGAAGGAGUAAGCAGCUGCAACAUGGCAUUUUCGCCUGUUGCAGGAGUGUAGUUGCUAUUUACUAUUGUUCAAGCUUGCUUUCAGUUUGUGUACAAAAACAGGAAAUGCAUGUGGUACAGGUUAAUAGUUGCAGGAUACAGGUAUUCCAAGGUCUUCAGGGCUCCUCUAAGAACAUAAGAGCAGCAACUUUUUUCUAUUGUAUAGCAAAAUGUUCUGGUGUUUACACAAGUACAUACUAACUUAGUCAUG
Chiroxiphia lanceolata (lance-tailed manakin) is the source of this 1152-nucleotide messenger RNA. It is a transcript of the gene ARL6IP5, whose product is annotated as ADP ribosylation factor like GTPase 6 interacting protein 5. Gene Ontology annotation, biological process: negative regulation of transport. Gene Ontology annotation, cellular component: membrane. The transcript is spliced from 3 exons. Lineage: Eukaryota; Metazoa; Chordata; Aves; Passeriformes; Pipridae. The record is from RefSeq and is a predicted model, not a curated record. The coding region runs from base 347 to 913 and encodes 188 amino acids.